Miscanthus lutarioriparius is the source of this 1035-nucleotide messenger RNA. Lineage: Eukaryota; Viridiplantae; Streptophyta; Magnoliopsida; Poales; Poaceae. The record is from the annotation of a GenBank genome assembly.
AUGGCGAAGCGCACUCUGCGCUGUGGGGCAGCAGGAGGAGGGGAGGUCGUUGACUCCUGGAGCGGCAGCUCGAUCGAGCCCACCACCAGGGACCGGAGGCGGGGUUGCUCGGGGUCUCCUGGAGACAGGCAAACGGCCGGCGACGAGGACAUGGGCUGGGAGGCGGAGGCUGGAGGGGGCGCUUGGGCAGUGGGUGGGGGCUGGGAAGCCGCAGCGGCGGCGGAUCUGGGCGCCGUCACAAGGUGCCAAGGGACGCCUGGGGCGGGGGCGAGGCUAACGGCUCUUUCCAAUCUGGAUUCAAAGACCUUGAAGGAGGAACAAAGAGAGGAGCUAUUUGAAAGUUUAAAGGUCAAUAGCUCUAUUGGGUGGGAAGUGGAUGUCAUAUGCCCAAAGGAUCUAUCUGCUAAAAUGUUAAAAAAGUCAAAAGUUAAUCUGAAUGAAAUAUCACAUAACUCUGCCAUGGGCCUUGUUAGAAAACUGCUUGACAUGGGAGUUCUACUGGCAGAAGUAUAUAUAGAUACAGUGGGAGAUCCUGAAAAAUAUAGGAUCAAGCUGACAGAAAAGUUUCCAGGAAUCAAAUUUGUGGUUGCCAAAAAAGCUGAUAGCCUUUACCCUGUUGUUAGUGGAGCAAGUAUAGUUGCAAAGGUCACUAGGGACAGAGCCUUGCGAAACUGGGUGUUUGAUGAAACGACUCUGAAUAUGCACAUGAAAACUGGAUCAGGAUAUCCAGGAGACCCUGAUACUAAGCAAUGGUUAGAAGAUCACAAGCACCCUGUGUUUGGCUUCCCAACUUUAGUUCGUUUUAGUUGGGGAACUUGCACGCCCUUCUUCAAGGAUGCAGUUGAGGUUACAUGGGAGUCUGAUGAAGCUGAUGAGGAUGGAACUGGCAAUGGAAGCACCAAGCGGCAAGUGAAGCUCUCAAGCCUAGGCUUUACUGGUUUCAAAAGGAAGACUGAGGAGAUUGAAUCAAGCGGAAAAGGCCGCUGCAAAUUCUUCCAGGCUCGCAAGCUUGAGCUGGUCAGGAAGUUCCAGUGA